Apodemus sylvaticus (European woodmouse) is the source of this 2002-nucleotide messenger RNA. RefSeq names its product phospholipase A2 group VII (gene Pla2g7). The transcript is spliced from 12 exons. The record is from RefSeq and is a predicted model, not a curated record. The coding region runs from base 304 to 1608 and encodes 434 amino acids. Lineage: Eukaryota; Metazoa; Chordata; Mammalia; Rodentia; Muridae. Gene Ontology annotation, molecular function: 1-alkyl-2-acetylglycerophosphocholine esterase activity.
UUAGCUGUGUGAGCCUGAGUUGCAGCAGCUAGGAGCUGUCCGGAGGCCGGGCCACACGCUCCUCCCCUGUCCCUCAGGGCAACCCUAGGAGGGGAGGGUCGAGCCUAAAGGUAGAUUUUAAGAGGCGGAAUGCUCAAUUCAUCCCUGAGUUACUCUCUCCCCGGGAGGAAAACGACUGUCUGGAAGCCUGCGGUGCUACGAUUUGACUCGCGCUGGUGGCAUUGCUGCGCCCAGGGAUCUGGGUACCAGGGAGUCAGAGCAGUGACCAGAGCAUCAAACUGAAGCCACUGCUCAGCUCCCAAGAUGGCACCACUCAAACUGUCCACGCUUUUCUGCCUCCUCUGCUGUCUCCCACGGGUGCGUCCAUUUCACUGGCAAGAACCGUCUGCGUUUGACUUCAGGCCAUCAGUCAUGUUCCACAAGCUCCAAUCGGUGAUGUCUGCAGCCAACCCUGGCCAUAGUAAAAUCCCCAAAGGAAAUGGAUCUUACCCCGUCGGUUGUACAGACCUGAUGUUCGGUUAUGGGAAUGAGAGCAUCUUCUUGCGUUUGUACUACCCAGCUCAGGAUCAAGGUGGCCUCGACACCAUUUGGAUCCCAAACAAAGAAUAUUUUUUGGGUCUUAGUAUAUUUCUUGGAACACCCAGUAUUGUAGGCAAUAUUUUGCAACUCUUAUACGGUUCUCUGACAACUCCUGCGAGCUGGAAUUCUCCUUUGAGGACAGGAGAAAAAUACCCACUAGUUGUCUUUUCUCAUGGUCUCGGAGCCUUCAGGACGAUCUAUUCUGCUAUUGGCAUUGGCUUGGCAUCUAAUGGGUUUAUAGUGGCCACUGUGGAACAUAGAGACAGAUCCGCAUCGGCAACUUACUAUUUUGAAGACCAGGCUGCCGCAAAAGAGGAAAACAGGUCUUGGUUUUACCUGGAAAAGAUAAAACAAGAGGAGUCGGAAAGAGUUCGGAAAGAGCAGGUUAGGCAAAGAGCAAAAGAAUGUUCCCAGGCUCUCAGUGCAAUUCUUGACCUUGAACAUGGAAAACCAAAAGAGAAUGUACUAGGUUCAGCUUUUGACGUGAAACAGCUGAAGGAUGCUAUUGAUGAGAAUAAAAUAGCUGUGAUUGGGCAUUCUUUUGGAGGGGCGACAGUCAUUCAAGCCCUUAGUGAAGACCAGAGAUUCAGAUGUGGAGUUGCCCUUGAUCCAUGGAUGUACCCGGUGAGUAAUGACCUGUACUCCAGAGUCUCCCAACCUCUCUUCUUUAUCAACUCUGCCCAAUUCCAGACUCCAAAGGACAUCACCAAAAUGAAAAACUUUUACCAGCCUGGCAAGGAAAGGAACAUGAUUACGAUCAAGGGAUCAGUGCACCAGAAUUUUGCUGACUUUACCUUUGUAACUGGCAAAAUCAUUGGAACCAAGCUGACACUGAAAGGAGAAAUAGACUCCAGAGUAGCCAUUGACCUCACCAACAAAGCUUCAUUGGCUUUCUUACAAAAGCAUCUAGGACUUCACAAAGACUUUGAUCAGUGGGACUCUCUGGUGGAAGGAGAUAAUGAGAACCUGAUCCCUGGGUCACCCUUUGACCCAGUCACCCAGUUUCCAGAUCUGCAGCUCUCUCCAUGAUCACACACCCAGAAUUAGAAGAGCUUGCUACACAGUUGCCUUUUAAAAUUAGAGUGAUGCUGAGAGAGAGAGAGAGAGAGAGAGAGAGAGAGAGAGAGAGAGAGAGAGAGAGAAAGAGAGAGAGAGAAAUGUAUUUACCCAAUAAGCAUUUUUAAAUGUACUCUGUAUUAUAGUGAUGAAUGCCUGUCCUAAGAUUUUUCCCCCUGUAAAUGUAACAAACAUAAAAUAGAGAAUACAAGAAUUAUUGCCUAAAUAAUAAUUUUACAUAGCUGGUCCUUUAAGUGUCAAAUGAAAAGCUACAUUUAUAUUUACAUUAAAGUCUCUUGCCGGGAACUAUGUCAGAGAAAACACGUUGUAAAUGACAUAAGAUCCCCAAACUAAACAAUGAAACAGA